AUGCCUUCCGAAGCCACAGCAACAGACCAGGUGGUUGGAUUUGGCUUGGUAGCCUUCAGCCUUGUUCUCUUUGUUUACUACACCAUCUGGAUCAUCAUACUGCCGUUCAUCGACAGCGACCAUGGGAUCCAUCAGUACUUCUUGCCCAGGGAGUAUGCCGUUAUUAUCCCUGUGGCGGCCGGGCUCCUGCUGCUGCUAUUUAUAGGCAUUUUCAUAGCGAUUGUGAUGUGGAAGAGCAGGAAACCUGUGAAGAAAUCAGACUGAAGUCCCAACUGAGAGAGUUGAGGAGAAGGCAUCCACCCUUCAACAUCUUAGCUGGGGAAAGACUUUGCCUGCAGCACCAAGUGGACACCUCCUCCAAAGCUCUCCUCUGCAGUAGAAGUGGUGCUGAGCUGGCUGCUCUCUCUCCAAUGUUCCUACCUGGAGAGGUGUGACUGGGUAUAAUUUACAGCUCACGGACCAAAGGGAAGCAAAACUCUGACCUACAGGAGGAGCCAUUUCGAAAGGGACCAGAACUCCAGCUAUGACGGAUCUGCUCCUCAGCUGGAGCUACGUGUAGCGGCAGUGGCUUUGGCCUGUGCUGUGGGGAGGAACUGUGAGGGCACAGCAGCUGUAGCUACCAGAGUGUGAGUCUAGCUCUGACCUGUCAGGAGCUCGGCCUCUGGGAAGCUGUUCUCCUCUACUCUUCCUGUGUCUAGUAGUUUGUUCCUUAUGUUUUUUAAAACUGUUUACGUGUGGUUUGUUGGGUUUUUAAUUGGGUUCAAGAUGUAGAGAACAGAAAGAAGACUCUGGGCUUGGGAAAGGCAGACUUGCGUUCUCCCUUAGCCUGCUGGAGGGGCUAACCAUGGUCCUGGUGGGCUCAUGUUUAUGAAGAGGGAUCCCUGUGAAGCUGGCCUGGCGGAGGAUGCAGGACAGUGCCGUGUUCUGCUGUUCUCUGGCAGGUCUGCCUGCAUCCCCUCCUGCAGUCAUCCAGCCGAGGGAAUGGGGAGGAUGCUUGUGCCCUGGACUGCAAAGGAAGCAUUUGGCUCCUCCACUAAUGAAUGCGGUUCCAACCACAGCUGUCAGCUGCUGGCUUGGUUCCUGCCCUCGCCAAGGCUCUGCGCGCCAGCAUGGCUGGGGCCGAGCGGACAGGCACUGCAGAACUCCAUCUUCUCACUGUGGGGUCUCUUCUCCUGGCAGCAGCUUC
Molecule: messenger RNA, 1186 nt
Organism: Struthio camelus australis
Lineage: Eukaryota; Metazoa; Chordata; Aves; Struthioniformes; Struthionidae
Source: RefSeq, a predicted model, not a curated record